Messenger RNA from Hippocampus comes (tiger tail seahorse), 1232 nucleotides. RefSeq names its product melanocortin 4 receptor (gene mc4r). Lineage: Eukaryota; Metazoa; Chordata; Actinopteri; Syngnathiformes; Syngnathidae. Gene Ontology annotation, molecular function: melanocortin receptor activity. The record is from RefSeq and is a predicted model, not a curated record. The transcript has a single exon. Gene Ontology annotation, biological process: G protein-coupled receptor signaling pathway. The coding region runs from base 196 to 1170 and encodes 324 amino acids. Gene Ontology annotation, cellular component: membrane.
AUCUCCAGGUUUGCCCACCCUGCACUCGCUCGCCGAGCUCAUUCUGACUCUGCUCUGGCCACUCCUGCUCCCCCUAGUGAGGACCAACCUGAGAGGAGAUCGUUCGAUGCGCCCCUGAACGUGAAGUGGCCCUUUUGAAAAUGGGGCAGCGAGAGAACGAAGGUUUUUAGGAGGGAAGAAGGAGAAAGAAGAAUCAUGAACGCCACGGGGCAGGAGGGACUGAUCCCGGGCGAGCGCAACCGGAGCCAAGCGUCACUCACCGCAAACGACGCGCAGGCACCCGAGCGGGAGUCCUCGGAGGGGUGCUAUGAGCAGCUGCUGAUCUCCACCGAGGUCUUCUUGACCCUGGGCAUCAUCAGCCUGCUGGAGAACAUCCUGGUGGUGGUGGCCAUCGUCAAGAACAAGAACCUGCACUCGCCCAUGUACUUCUUCAUCUGCAGCCUGGCCGUGGCCGACAUGCUGGUGAGCGCCUCCAACGCGUCGGAGACCAUCGUCAUCGCGCUGAUCAACGCCGGCAAGCUGAACAUCCCGGCGCGGCUCGUCAAGAACAUGGACAACGUCUUUGACUCCAUGAUCUGCAGCUCGCUGCUGGCGUCCAUCUGCAGCCUGCUGGCCAUCGCCAUCGACCGUUACAUCACCAUCUUCUACGCGCUGCGCUACCACAACAUCGUCACGCUGAGGAGGGCCACCCUGGUCAUCGGCGGCAUCUGGGCCGGCUGCAUCGCGUCGGGCGUCCUCUUCAUCGUCUACUCGGAGAGCACCACCGUGCUCAUCUGCCUGAUCAGCAUGUUCUUCACCAUGCUGGUGCUGAUGGCCUCGCUGUACGUGCACAUGUUCCUGCUGGCGCGCCUGCACAUGAAGCGCAUCGCCGCGCUGCCGGGCCGCGCGCCGGUCCAGCAGCGCGCCAACAUGAAGGGCGCCAUCACGCUCACCAUCCUGCUGGGCGUCUUUGUGGUGUGCUGGGCGCCCUUCUUCCUGCACCUCAUCCUCAUGAUCAGCUGCCCGCGCAACCCCUACUGCACCUGCUUCAUGUCGCACUUCAACAUGUACCUCAUCCUCAUCAUGUGCAAUUCCGUCAUCGACCCCAUCAUCUACGCCUUCAGGAGCCAGGAGAUGAGGAAAACCUUCAAGGAGAUCUUCUGCUGCAUGCAUGCCCUCGCGUGCGUGUGAACGCGCGAGUGGGGUCGAUGGGCCGACGGCCUCCACGCUGCAAAAUCCGGGACGGACUUUCA